Molecule: messenger RNA, 133 nt
Organism: Funneliformis mosseae
Lineage: Eukaryota; Fungi; Glomeromycota; Glomeromycetes; Glomerales; Glomeraceae
Source: the annotation of a GenBank genome assembly
UCAAAUAGUAAGGGAUUAUUUGUGUAUUCAAGCUACAAAUGUAGCUUUAAAACAAGCUUUUUUAGUUGCUGGAUUAGUUAUUUCACCUUUAAGAAAUAGAUUAAAAGCAGAAAUAGCUAGGAACAGUAAUUAG